Molecule: messenger RNA, 3210 nt
Organism: Parnassius apollo (apollo)
Lineage: Eukaryota; Metazoa; Arthropoda; Insecta; Lepidoptera; Papilionidae
Source: the annotation of a GenBank genome assembly
AUGUACGGUAGGCGAGACAAAUCCGUGUUCACGGAGAAGGGCGAUUAUUUACCAUACGGUAGCGAUUCUACAACAUACUGGACUGGAUUUUACACGUCAAGACCCAGCCUCAAAUAUCUCGCCAGGAAAGCACAUGUGUUCCUUCAGGUUGUGAAGCAGUUAACAGUAAUAUCUAAGAUGGGUGACUCGUACGAGCUGCACCUACUGCGCCAUGCUGUCAGCUUAUUACUUCACCACGACGCUAUCACAGGAACCAGCCAACAGCACGUUACCCAGGAUUUCAUAAAAACCGUAACGGAAGCUAUUGACUCGUGCUCUAAAAAAGUGUCACAAUAUCUCAGCGCACUGACACCAACUUGGGGAGGCAGCCGACGUUCCAAAAAUAAUCAACAGUUUAUUAUCUGUCAUCAGUUGAACAUGAGUCAAUGUAGAUUCUCGGAGAGCCAGGACACUAUGCUGCUGUUGGUGUACAAUCCGUCGAGCGUCAAGACCUACUACCACGUGAGGUUGCCGGCCAUAGCGAUGCAUUACUCUAUACGGGAUUACAAUGACGAAGAAGUGGAAUACCAGCUGUUACCACUGCCGGCAGCCGUUAUAAACCUACCUGGACGGAGCUCCGCUGCAAUUCAGGAGCUUUACUUCGAGGCGGAAAACAUACCGCCAAUAGGUUACACAGCCUACUACAUAGCACCGAUUAGAGACCCACUGUACCUGAAAGUAACAAUAGACAAAGACAGCGGUCUUCUGGAGUCAAUCCAGCACGUGGAUGGCGUGAAGAUUCUGAUCUCACAGAACUUCUACUUCUACAGUCAAACUCAGCAGCCGCUGCAGUCCGGCGCAUACAGCUUCCGUCCAUCGAAUAACAGGCCAACACCUAUUACAGAUAAAGUUUUAUACCACGCGGUCAGAGGGAGUCUGGUCAAGGAGAUCAGACAGAGAUUCAGCGACUGGGCGACGCAAGUGAUACGUCUGUACAGAGGCGAGGAGUUCAUUGAGCUGGAAUGGAUCAUAGGGCCCGUGCCUGUCGGAAAUGAUCUUGGUAAAGAAGUGGUAAGCAUUCUGAAGACCAACAUCAGUAAUGGCGGCGAGUUCUACACGGACGCGAAUGCGCGCCAAAUGAUGAAACGCACCUGCUGGAAUGAGACUUCUAGUCAUCAGCAGAAGAAGCCGGUGGCGGCGUGCUACUAUCCCGUGACGUCACGCAUCUGCACGCGCUCCGUCAACGCCAGCGUGGAGCUGUGCGUCCUGACCGACCGCACGCAAGGAGGCACCUCCUACAAUGAGGGGGAAAUUGAACUUAUGUUACAUCGGAGACUACUGACGGACGAUGGCUUCGGCCUGGAAGAAACCCUCAAUGAAGAGGCAUUCGGCGUUGGAUUGGUGGUGAAAGGAAAACACAGAAUCAUGUUUGGCAACUUUAGACAAGAGAUGGAUGAACAGACGUUUUCGGAGAGAGUUUCAUACACCGCCAGGAAGUGGCUAAUGGAGCCCUGGCUUUUCCUAGCGCCAGGUGAAAAGAUCAACAGGAGAAAGUGGCAAAACGUCAGGAAUAAACGGUAUUCGGCUAUCCGGCUGCAUGGGUUGCCUCGUCACAUUCAAAUUAUAACCCUGGAGCCGUGGAAAGCUGGCUCGGUAUUGCUGAGACUUGAAAAUACCCUCGAAAAGUCAGAUAAAGCAGAAUUAUUCAAAACGGAAAAAGAUGCUACCGAAGAUUACGGGCCGAGGAGCACGCAUAUAGUAGUCGACCUGCGUAAAAUAUUUGGACAGCACGAGAUCAAGAUGGUGAAAGAGACGACGCUGGCUGCCAACCAGUGGCUAGAAGAUGCUAGGCAGAUGGACUGGAGCACGAGAUACGUAUAUUCUGGUGGCGACGAUGGAAUCCUACCAGAAGACAAUGUUGACUAUACAGAUGAUAAACUAGAACGAUCGGAAAGAAAGGACUCAGGCUAUUCAGAAGAAGAUUCCGAUUACGUAAGAAAAGAACCACGGCAAAAACUUAACCCCAUGAGCAAAGUUAAAAUGCUUCAGUCUCGAUACAGCCAAUUCGAGGACAGGCGUAAAAGAUCGCUGAACAUCACAGAAAAUCUUAUUGAAAAUCCUAAUGAAUCUAAUGCUUCCGAUUAUAUCACUGUUAAAAACUCCGUAGAAAUCACCACAAAAGUAUCUAAUCAUAGUAAAAUUGACUUAAGCGAAACACUAAAAUACGUGGAAGCAACAACAAUGAAAAACGUUUCGCUUCCACAAAUUGAUUCUAGACGCGCUAAUUCAGCACUAAAAUCGGAUGUAAACAAUGACUUCGUUAGAACCAGAUUCAGGUCGGUGUCCAAGAAAAUUCCAAAACUAAACUUUUUCCGCACCAAGGUAAAACCCAUGAAGUUCUUCGUAGACUGGGGUAAUAACUCCGAUGACUCAAGGCCUUCAGAAGAAGAUUUUUCAUCAAAUUUAAAAAAGAGGUCAACAAAAAGAAGAAACGAAAGUCAUAGCUUGAAAAGUAAUAGGCGCAUGGAAUAUUUCGCUGAAGAGCCCGACGAUGGCAUAACUCGAUCCAUGUACGAAAUGUAUUACAAAAUAAAACCGAGGCGCAAUUUUAAAAUGCGUUCAGAACUUCCACAUUCUACACACAGUAGAAGAAAUAAAAAGCACAGAGGCAGAAAGACAAAGCACGAAGGAGUAACGACGAUAUUACCGGAACUUGCAACAAGGAAAUCUAGAAGAAACAGAAUUAAAAGGAAAGAAAUAAAAUCUUUUAUUGACUUACCAUUCUUCACGAAUACCGGGAAAAAGAAAAAUAUGAGAAAAGAUAGAAUUAGAAUAAAUAAAGAAAGUGGUCAAGAAAAAGUUAGUGAAUUAGAAGAAACUAAAAUAAAUACUCGGCUGCACAAAGCAGAUUUACAUGCAGAUAUCGCACCAAAGUCCGAGUUGGCACACCUACGAGCUAAGAGACGUAAGGAAGAAACAAUCAGCAGCUUCCAAGAUGACGAAAGUAUAUCCACCGGCGCUGAAGAAGAAUCGGAGAACGUUGAAGAGUCAAGUAAGGAAUGGGAAAACAAUAGGAGAAAGAGAACUGCAUCAAAGGAGGAAGAGGGCCAGGAGAGCGCUUCAGACACUCAAGAAAACGCCGAAUCCGAAUUCGUGGUCACAUUGCGUCCCACACAAAUACGCACGUUCGUCAUUUGGUUCGUUGACAACCGCAAAACGUAUACGUUGUAA